Copidosoma floridanum is the source of this 2505-nucleotide messenger RNA. It is a transcript of the gene sim, whose product is annotated as bHLH transcription factor single-minded. Lineage: Eukaryota; Metazoa; Arthropoda; Insecta; Hymenoptera; Encyrtidae. Gene Ontology annotation, molecular function: protein dimerization activity; RNA polymerase II transcription regulatory region sequence-specific DNA binding; DNA-binding transcription factor activity, RNA polymerase II-specific. The record is from RefSeq and is a predicted model, not a curated record. Gene Ontology annotation, biological process: regulation of transcription by RNA polymerase II.
UCGACGACUAGUGAAAGAACUUUUGUCCGAGACACUCUCUCGCCUGGAUACCAACGUAUACACAUUGGAUUCGGCAGACAAUUUUCACAGCAAGCACUCGUCACCGGCAGCCUGCAGCUCCUCCAGGACCCGCAGUUGCAGCAACUCGUCAACUUCCAGCAGGUCCUGCCGUACUUCAACAACCCGAGCCAGAGUCCCCCCGAGCCGUUGCAGAGCAACAACAAAAACAACCACGUGAACCACAACCAGGUGACCACCGGAAACAAUCAUAUUUGCAACGACAACAACAACAACCACCACCACCAAAUAGUCAGCGCGGGGGGUCACAAGAACGGGAAGCAAAAGCAGAUAGUACUGCAGGGUCCGGAGAGCGCGAUGAAGGCCAAGAGCAGGGACGCGGCGAAGCAGCGCCGCGAGAAGGAGAACCAGGAGUUUACCGAGUUGGCGAAACUCCUGCCCCUGCCCGCGACCAUCACGACUCAGCUCGACAAGGCGAGCAUCAUCAGGCUGACCACGAGCUACCUCAAGCUACGCAAUCUAUUUCCCAAUGGCUUGGGAGACGAAUGGGGCGCGACACCGCCUCUGAACCAUCCCAGGGCCGAGGGGAGCAUCAAGGAGUUGGGCUUUCACUUGUUACAGACGCUCGAGGGUUUUGUCUUCGUCGUGGCGCCGGACGGCAAAAUCAUGUACAUCAGCGAAACGGCCAGCACGCACUUGGGCCUGUCGCAGGUGGAGUUGACGGGCAACAGUAUAUUCGAGUACAUCCACCCUCAGGACCGCGACGAGAUGAACUCGAUGCUGAACUCGGCACCGCCGAGUCACCCGCCGCCGUCCAUGAACGCCCAGGGUGACAUUGCGAUUCCGCGUACCUUUUUCAUCCGCAUGAAGUGCGUCCUCGCCAAGAGAAACGCCGGCCUCACCAACUCGGGUUACAAGGUGAUUCACUGUUCGGGUUACCUGAAGCUUAAGCAGCUCGCCAAUCCGGAGUACAGCGACGGGGCGCCAAAUGGCACCGUAAGCCCUUACACGCUGCACAACGUCGGCCUCGUCGCCGUGGGCCACUCGUUGCCGCCGAGCGCCAACACGGAAAUCAAGAUGCACCGCAACAUGUUCAUGUUCCGGGCGUCCCUCGAUCUCAAGCUCAUCUACCUCGACACAAACGCCACGAGGCUGAUCGGCUACGAGCCCCAAGAGCUCAUAGACAAAACUCUCUACAACUACGUACACGUGAACGACAGCGUGACGAUACAGCAGUCGCAUCAUACCUUGUUGUGGAAGGGCCAAGUGACGACUCGGUACUUUAGGUUCAUGACCCGUUCGGGUGGUUACGUCUGGAUGCAGUCAUACGCGACGAUAGUCCACAAUUCACGGAGCUCCCGGCCGCACUGCGUCGUCUCGAUGAACUACGUGCUCUCGGCCACCGAGGACAAGGAGCUCAUAUUCGCCCUCGACCAGAAGGCCAAUCGCAAAUCCUCCCCGGGGCCCAGCCACGUUUCCGCCAACGGCACCUCCACGGCCCCCAAAUCGCCCAUUGGCAACCCGUUACCCAAAUGCGCCCGCGACCUGGCCACGGACGAGCUCCAACAGCCACCCAAGCAACUCAACAGUCCCGUCUCGUCUUACGGCUCCUCGUUGACCGACAACGGCAAUCUCGUGGCCGCCGGUGGGGUGCCAGCCAUCGUCGACACCCACUACACGACCAGCCCCAGCUGCGCUGGCAGCCCGAAUUACGCGAGCUCCGAGUACGCGGGCUACAACGGCACCAUGGUACAGACGAGCGCCCCUUACCAUCCCGGUGCCCAGACCACGGACGACUCUGCAGCCUACUACCCCAUGGACAUGUACUACAACCAGGGCUACCCAGGGUCUACGCAUCUGAACGUGGUCCAGCAGCAGCAGCAUCCGCAAAUGAUGCAGCAGCAGAGUCCCAUGCACGGGGGUACGAUGCAGCCCAGUCCCCAUCAUCAGCAGCCUCGAGCUGGCCAAAAGAGGUCUUACUCGACCUCGUCGAGUUCGGGGGGUAGUAGCAUGGACGAGUCCACGGAUCCGUACGUCGGCCAGCACUACACGCCUUAUCCGUCCCCGCCGAACCAAGUCCAGCAACACCACGUGCUCGACUCGCCGCCCAACGACGCCGGCGCCGCCAUGUUCAACAGUUGUAGCUUCAACGUGCCCGUGUCCACCGGCUACGCGAACGGCUACGACGCCACCAACGCCAUACCCAUGACGAACCAUCAUCAACAACAUAACGAUUACCAGUCCCACCAAAUAAUCCACCAUCAUCACGAGGACAACAGGCUGCAGCACCAGUUGCACGUGGACAGUGGCUACGUCGUCGAUCACGUGGUCGACAUGCCCGUCCUGUACGCCAACACGCCCGAGUACAGUCCGAAUAAUAAUGCGUCGGGCGUGCAGUCCCUGCACCACAGCAUAUGUUACGAGGGCGUGCCGGGCGCGGAGAUGGUCGUCGACGAGAGGGCCGCCAAGAGCCUCAGUGUCUGCUGA